This is a messenger RNA of Phyllopteryx taeniolatus (common seadragon), 3220 nucleotides long. It is a transcript of the gene meis1b, whose product is annotated as Meis homeobox 1 b. Bases 333 to 1499 code for a protein of 388 amino acids. NCBI's taxonomy places the organism in Eukaryota, Metazoa, Chordata, Actinopteri, Syngnathiformes, Syngnathidae. Gene Ontology annotation, biological process: positive regulation of cell population proliferation; positive regulation of transcription by RNA polymerase II; angiogenesis. Gene Ontology annotation, molecular function: DNA-binding transcription activator activity, RNA polymerase II-specific; RNA polymerase II cis-regulatory region sequence-specific DNA binding. The record is from RefSeq and is a predicted model, not a curated record. The transcript is spliced from 13 exons.
GGGGGACUCGGAGCGAGAAGGAGACCCGAGGAUCGACUCUCCUCGGCCGGGUUCAACUUGGCCGGCACCGCGGUGACGGGCCGGAGGGGAAAACAUCCCCAAAACAAAACAAAACAAAAACCCAAAGGAUUUUUUUGUUGUUGCUGUUUUUUUUUUUUGUAUUUUUUUUUUUUUUUUUUUUUUUUUUGCUUUUUAACAUUUUUUUGUUGUUGAAUGUAACCACCUCCCCACUCUAUUUUUGUUUGGAUUUGCUAAUUUGCCGUGCAAGGCUGGCUUCCGAGCGGAUUUAAGUGCGGGACUCGAAUCACGAACUGCGGGCGGCGAGGAGGCUCAUGGCGCAAAGGUACGACGACUUGCCCCACUACGGGAUGGACGGGGUGGGCAUCCCGACCACCAUGUACGGAGACCCGCACGGCGCGCGCUCCAUGCAGGCCGUGCACCUCAACCACGGGCCCCAGCUGCACUCGCACCAGUACCCGCACACGGCGCACACCAACACCAUGCCCCCCAGCAUGGGCUCGUCGGUCAACGACGCGCUCAAGAGGGACAAGGACGCCAUAUACGGGCACCCCCUGUUCCCGCUGCUUGCACUGAUUUUCGAGAAAUGUGAAUUAGCCACGUGCACCCCCAGAGAGCCCGGCGUGGCGGGAGGGGACGUGUGCUCGUCGGAGUCCUUCAACGAGGACAUCGCCGUCUUUGCCAAACAGAUUCGUGCAGAAAAACCUUUAUUUUCGUCAAAUCCAGAACUGGAUAAUCUGAUGAUUCAAGCCAUUCAAGUGUUACGGUUUCAUCUGCUGGAGCUGGAAAAGGUGCACGAGCUGUGCGACAACUUCUGCCACCGCUACAUCAGCUGCCUGAAGGGCAAGAUGCCCAUCGACCUGGUCAUAGACGACCGCGAGGGCGGCUCCAAGUCGGACAGCGAGGAGAUCACCCGCUCUUCUGUGGCCCUCGACCAGACGUCGUGGAACCGAGACCACGACGACACGGCGUCCACGCGCUCCGGGGGCACGCCGGGCCCGUCCAGCGGCGGCCACACGUCGCACAGCGGCGACAACAGCAGCGAGCAAGGCGACGGCCUGGACAACAGUGUGGCCUCGCCGAGCACGGGCGACGACGAUGACCCGGAUAAGGAGAAGAAGCGCAACAAGAAGAGGGGCAUCUUCCCCAAGGUGGCCACCAACAUCAUGCGGGCGUGGCUCUUCCAGCAUCUAACGCAUCCGUACCCGUCAGAGGAACAGAAGAAGCAGCUGGCACAAGACACGGGCCUCACCAUCCUACAAGUCAACAACUGGUUCAUCAACGCCAGGAGGAGAAUAGUGCAGCCCAUGAUCGACCAGUCGAACCGCGCAGUAAGUCAAGGAGCUCCCUAUAAUCCAGAUGGCCAACCGAUGGGGGGCUUCGUCAUGGACGGCCAGCAGCACAUGGGAAUCAGACCACCUGGACCAAUGGGCGGCAUGGGCAUGAACAUGGGCAUGGAAGGUCAGUGGCACUACAUGUAGCCCCGCCCCCACCCCGGGGCCGACCAAUCGCAACACCAAGGCGAACGAGCGCAGGGCGCAGCAGAGGCGUACGUACGGAUUUCAGGGGACGGGAUUCCAACGGCGACCGUCUUGCUUCCUGCGCACUUCCGAGACCCCUUCCACUUGUUUAUUAUGACCCGGACGAAAAGCCCCCAAAUCCAGACAGACCGGCCGCCACUUUCACCAGUUCGUUCGCCGCCGCUUUUCGGUCCCAGUUCCCAGGACUCUUUUGAGACUUCCUGUGGCGCUCCCGUAAAAACUGUUUCGGGGACGACCGCCACCGCCGCGAUGACGACGACGACGACGACGACGACGAGAGCGAGGACAAGCCAAUGUCUGUAAACCUGACACGACACUUAAGAAACCAAAACAGAAGGUGCCCAGUUAAAAACAGGAACAAAAAAAAAAACCAACAAAAAAAAAGCGAGAAAAAUCCAGAAAAAUACGGCCAAGGGAAAGGACGUGAAAAGUUAAAAAAAAAAAAAAAAAAAAGUAUAUGGAGCCCGUUGUUUGGGAAGCAAGCAGAGAGAGGAAAUACGUAAACUGUAAAUGAUGCUGGACUCUCACAAGAACUGCAAAGUCAACUAUUGUAAAUGCUAUUGUAUUGUUCUGCAUAUUAUGUUGUUUCUAAUAGAUUUUUUUAAAAAAGCUCUCCUCUUUUUUUCCCCCCUUCCUCUCUAUACACACUACAUAUACACAUGGAUAGCUAUAUAUAAUAUAUACACAUCAGUAGAAAAAGCGGUCAUCUUAUGAGAGAAAAUUGAACUAAAAAAAUGACAAAAUGCUGCCUUUUUUUAUCUGGAAAAAUAAUCUGAUCUCAAAAAGUUUUUUUCCUCAAAAAUGCAAAUAUUCUUCAAAAAGAAUUCACAAAAAAAUGGGGUUUUUUGUUCCUUGAAAAAUCUAACUUUACCAUGACUUUUUCCGUGAAAAAAAAUGUUACUGCUUUUAGUCCAGAAAAAUAGAAAUGAAAAAUUUGGAAAUAAAUAUUUUCAUUAAAAAAGUAUCACUACAUUCUUGAAAAAGGGGACUUUUUGCUUGAAAAAUAAUUUACUUUAUUCCUAAUAGCAAAAACUUUUUUUUCCUAGCAAGUUUUUGUAAUACCAUCGAUUUUUCCUGGGGGCGGGGGUUACUUUUUUUCCUCCAAAAAAUACAAAUCUCAAAAAUUGUUUUAAAGAAAAAUGUACAACUUUAUUCUAAAAAAAUAACUUAUUUCCACGGACAAAAAAGACCUUAUUAGACAAAAAUUCCAACUUUUUUUCUUUAAAUUGUGACCUUGGAAAAUACAAUUUAUUUCCGGGGGGGAGGGUCACGCAAACAAAAGGGACUUAUUUUUCCCUUUUCCAUUUACAUUUUUUUUUCUCCUAAAAGAAAUGAAAUUAACAGAAAAGUUGUGUGCGUGUGUUCUCAAGUUCAUGCUAAAAAAAAAUUAUAAUAAUUGACUCCUUUGAAGACGCUUUUUUUGUUUGUUUUUUUACUUUGAAUUUUGUACAUUUGUGUUGUAAAUAUAUUCUCUGUGCUCUUCGAGCCGUAUCCUAAAUAUAUUCUUUAAAUCCCACACAAAUAAACAGGUGUGUUUACAUGCUCUUAAAGGAACCUGCACGGCCACACGCUGGUCGUUUUUCACCCCGUGCCGAACUUCAUAGCCACUUUCGAAUACUUUGAUAUCCUGCUGCAUUAAAAGUGAUUUUGCUGCUUUUGAA